UAAGUUGACAAUAGCAUUAUGUGGAAAAUGUGUAAUUUUGAAAAAUAUAAAAUGAUGAAUCACACCCCCACCAAAUUGCCCACUUUUUGAAAGAGCGUCUCUUUCUUUGUCAUGGUCUCUUUGUUGACGGAAAUUCCUCGGAGGAAUAUGAGCGGGAUUCACACAGUCAGAUGGGCCACCAAACAACAUCAGCCAGCCAGCUUAUUUUCUACUCUCGUCGUUCUUUAAAUUAAUUAUUUAUUACUUUGAUCGUAUGUGGAGAUGGCUAAAAGGAGAAAUUCUGAGAUGGACAAUUUGGAAGGGGUGUCCGCUACCACGGUAAAGCAAGUAAAAUUGGAGCAAAGGGAGGGAGGAGAAAGGCAGGCCUGCUUCGUGGGGGCUAGCGGAAAUGUCCUCGUAAUGGAUUCUAGCAAGAGUGACGAAGAUGAAGCCUAUGUCCUGGGAGGUAGUCAGAUUGAAACGGAAAGCAGAGAGACGACAGCAGUGGAGUCAAGGAGAUUAUUAGAGAGUAGGCCAGGGUUAGUUGUUGCUGGACCAACAAACCCAUUGAUGCCAAAAAGAGUGCAAAUGUUAAAGCCUAAAAAAUUUCGAGAUGAACCCUUAACUUUACAAUGUGAGUGGCAGGAUUGCACAUUUACUACUCAAGUCAUGGAUGUGUUUAUGGACCAUGUUGGAGCCCACGUUCCUUCAGUUGAAGUCGUGCUGAGGGAAGAUUUUGCUACCAUGACAGUGAUAUUCGGUUGUAAUUGGAGACACUGUCCCUGGACAACCGACAAGACUGAAGAUCUACAACGGCAUCUUUUUCUUCAUGCUUAUCAUACAAAGCUGAAAUGUAUUGGGCUAAAUACGUCAACAAGAAGCAAUCUGAACCAAUGUGCAGCAGAUUCAAGCAAUAGAAACAUUUUACCAGAUUUGUCAGCAGAUUUAACCUGCGUGUGGGGAAGCUGUUGCCAGAUAUUUACAAAUAUUCAAUUGUACUACAAUCAUAUUGGUGAUCAUAUUGAUAGCACACCUCGUGGGAAAACCGUUCAUGGAGGAAUAAAGUGCGUCUGGCGAGGUUGUGCCUGUUCAUUUCCAAAUGCUGUGAAAUUACGGGACCACAUGAGAAGUCAUACUCAGGAAAAAUUGCUGGCGUGUCCAACGUGUGGAGGACUUUUUGCUAAUCGAACCAGAUUUUUUGACCACUGUCAGCGGCAACAACUUAAUAUGGAAGAAGAAGGCUUUGCUUGCGAUGUCUGUAUGAAAUUCUUCUCUACGGCGCGUCUAUUGCGAGAUCACAUCCGGUCUCACGUUAACACGUACAAGUGCCUUAAAUGUGAAAUGUCCUGCUCGUCGCCAUCCGCUUUAAAUUUACAUAUGCGAUACAAACACUCGGACGAGAAACCAUAUGCUUGUCAACAUUGUGCUUAUACCUGUAAAUCAUACAACGAUUUAAAUCGGCACACAAAAAUCCAUGGAGGUCUGUCCUAUGAAUGUGACGAAGAGGGGUGCAAUUUCAAUUGUAAAUCAAUGUCUAGCUUAAAGACGCACUGGUUGAAACAACAUGGUGAUGGCAAAUCAAAAUACGCCUGUCAUGUGUGCGAAAAGAUGUUUUUGAAAGGGUAUUAUUUGACCAAACAUCUUACUUCGAUUCAUAAAUUACAAUGGCCAGCUGGACAUUCACGGUUUAGGUACAAAUUAUGCGACGACGGAUUCUACCGUCUACUGACAGUACGAUACGAAAGUGUCGAAGAACAAGACCCUUCGAGUUAAAAAGUCACAAGUUUGUUAUCUCACGACGAAUAUUAAUGUUUUGUAUGUUAACUUUAGUAAUCUAGUUCUUUUCUCUUUUUGUUGCAUUGUAGUUUAAUAAAAUCGUUAAAGACAUAAUUUGGA
Folsomia candida is the source of this 1875-nucleotide messenger RNA. RefSeq names its product histone H4 transcription factor. Gene Ontology annotation, molecular function: DNA-binding transcription factor activity; RNA polymerase II cis-regulatory region sequence-specific DNA binding. The record is from RefSeq and is a predicted model, not a curated record. The transcript has 9 exons. Lineage: Eukaryota; Metazoa; Arthropoda; Collembola; Entomobryomorpha; Isotomidae. The coding region runs from base 262 to 1752 and encodes 496 amino acids. Gene Ontology annotation, biological process: regulation of transcription by RNA polymerase II.